Messenger RNA from Nanorana parkeri, 3078 nucleotides. RefSeq names its product NBR1, autophagy cargo receptor (gene NBR1). Lineage: Eukaryota; Metazoa; Chordata; Amphibia; Anura; Dicroglossidae. Bases 3 to 2942 code for a protein of 979 amino acids. Gene Ontology annotation, cellular component: phagophore assembly site. The transcript is spliced from 22 exons. Gene Ontology annotation, molecular function: zinc ion binding; ubiquitin binding. The record is from RefSeq and is a predicted model, not a curated record. Gene Ontology annotation, biological process: macroautophagy.
GAAUGGUAGAUUCUGGGACCACUAGCUGCGGCAGACCUAGAAACAUGGAACCUCCAGUCAACUUAUGUGUGAGCUGCAAGGGAGAGACGCAGAGCUUCCUGGUGUCAGAUUGUGAAAAGACAACCUGGGCUGAUGUGGAGGCAAUGGUGCUUGUGUCCUUUGAUUUAGGAGACAUACAGAUAAAAUACAUAGAUGAAGAAAAUGAACAGGUAUCUGUGAACAGUCAAGAUGAAUAUGAAGAAGCUUUAAAGAUUGCAGUAAAGCAGGGAGGAAUCCUUCAGAUGAUUGUGUAUGAUAAGAAUCAACCGUCUCAGACCACCCAGUCUGUUAAGACAUCAGUGCCAGGAACCGCCACUGCAGUCUGGGCUGGCAGAAGAUCCCUGGGAGAGUAUACCUUGGUACCUAGGUCAGCAGAACCGGAAAGGCAAAGUGAAGAAACCUCUACAGUGAUAAUGGAACAGAGCACAGCCACUGUGGAUGUUGGACCCUCUCAGUUUCCCCCGGAAUGGUUCAUCAGAUACAUGGACAGAUUCAAGGAGCAAAUCAUACAUGAAACAGUAGUCAAGGUAACAGAAGUAAUGAAGGACAGGCCGUCACAGAGCCUGGACUGGAUGUCAGACAGCAGUUCCUCUUCAGCUCCAGAACCAGAGCAGACAAGUUCUCUGGGUUCUCUGUAUGACUGGCUUUUGGCCUGUAGUAAUUGCAAAAAGCGGAUACUGGGCAUACGUUACCAGUGUAGCACUUGCCCAUCAUUCAGCAUCUGUGAACCCUGUGAGGCUGGCGGAUGUGACCAUGAUCCCAACCACCUGUUUUUAAAAAUGAGGAGACCAUUGGAACCCAGUGCAGAAGAACCGCAUCCUCCUCUUACCUUCUGCAUGGAUCAUGUCAAAUUACAGAAACAAAUGCACAAGACAUUCCUGAAAGCAGAGAAGCAACGCCUGCGAGCAGAGAAAAGACAGCGCAAAGCAGAGAUGAAGGAGUUGGAGAAGCAACUGAAACUCCAUCGUAGUGUCCAUCGUUGGCAUUCCUUAGACUCCCCAAACCCACCAGCAGAGGACUCUCCAAACAAUCCUCUUGUAAUUCCCAUGGAACCUUGCCCCCAAUUCAUCCCUACACUUAGUGCUGUGUUUGUGGAUGAGAAUUUGCCUGAUGGGACUCAUCUGCAGCCUGGAACCAGGUUCAUCAAACACUGGAGGAUGAGGAACACCGGGAAUGUGAAAUGGAACAUGGACACAAAGUUAAAUUUCAUGUGGGGGAAUCUGACAUUAGCAUCCUCAUCCCGAAAAGAUGCUCCUGUACCAUCCUUGCUUCCUGGUCAAGUGGGUGUUCUGUCAGUUGAAUUCGUAGCACCAGCACUGGAGGGAACCUACACCUCACACUGGAGGCUUGCACAUAAGUGCGAACAGUUUGGACCUCGGAUCUGGUGUAGCAUCACAGUGGAUUCUCUUCCUUGUACUGAUAACCUUGAUGAUCUGGAGAAAGAGAUAUCUUCCAUCAAGAUCAGUAGACCGAAAGAUCAGGAAGAGGAGGAAUACAGUGCUCCCCAGAUCACAGGAUGUCCAGAUAACGAGUCCCUAACCACAACUUCCAGUCACUUGAGCAGCACACACGGUGACAGGGAAAUAUACAUCCCUUCUGUUGAUCUUCUUACUGCUCAGGAUUUGUUGUCAUUUGAAUUGCUGGAUAUAAAUAUUGUCCAAGAACUGGAGCGUGUUCCUCACAAUACACCUGUAGAUAUGACACCCUGUAUGUCUCCUCUGCCACAUGAUGGACCUUUAAUUGAGAAGCCAGGAUUGGGCCAAAUAAAAGAGGAGAGUGAUGGUGCUGUGAAAAAGUCCAAGGAAGAUGUGGAGGGUAGCACCACUCAGGAAGAAGCAGAAGAGGACAUCAGUGGGACUCAGUUUGUAUGUGAAACGGUUAUGAGGAGUUUGACUCUAGACGCAGCUCCAGACUACAAUCCACCUCAAAGGAAGAAUUCUCCUCCUAGUUCCAAGCAGUCAUCACCACAGUCAAGUUUCUCCUAUAGUAAAAAGUCGGAUGAGGAUAUCAUUCAAAAGUCCUUCUCUGUAGUCUGUAGGCAAGUGUCACAACAGUCCACAGACACAGAUGCACAAAAUCUGAAUAAGACAACCAAUACAGCAAUGACUGACAUCAAACCAGAUGAUCUGUAUGAGGUGGAGCCACAGAUCCCAGAAGAGAAUCACAGAGAUGAAGUAGCAAGCCAGGCUUCCUGUGACUCCUGUGAAGAUUACAUCAUCAUUCUGCCUGAGUGCUUUGACACCAGCAAACCUCUUGGGGAAUCUAUGUACUCAUCAGCCCUCUCUGAGUCCCAAGGUGACGAGGAGAAGGACACAGAGUUCACGGUGGAUGAAGAGACAUCUGAAGAGUGUGUCCCUGCCCAGGCUCAUACUAUUAAUGACAUUCUUACCACAUCACAGACUCUGGACACUGUACUGCUAACCCCAGAAGUACUGACCCCAUCGCCUCAGCUGAGGUCCUCCCAAAAUGCUGCAGCAGUCUAUUCGGUUGUAGAAGAUGUGAGAUUUGAAGACAUGACAGCAUCAAUUUCUGAGCCAGCUAACACAGUUCAAUAUACGACUGUAGCAAGAGUCCAGCCCUCAGAAGAUUUUUCUGCUCCCAGAGUGUGCUUUGAUCAGACAAGGCAAAUUACUAGAGGAAGUAUUGCAGGUGGUCUGGUGAAGGGAGCACUGUCUGUGGCUGCGUCUGCCUACAAGGCUCUCUUUGUUGGUCAACAAGAGAAUCAUAUGCCUCCAUGCUCCGAGGAUCAAGCUGAAGCCAUGAUGGCUGUGCUUCUAGAGAUGGGAUUCUGUAACCGACAACUCAACCAGCGACUUCUCCGAAAACACAACUGCAACCUCAUGGAUGUAGUCACUGAACUCAUCCAGAUCAAUGAUAAUGACUGGUAUUCUGCCCGCUACUGAAGUAGGUGGAAAGCAGAGGUCAUUAAGGUUUCAGAGUAAAGACCUGACAUGGGAACAGUGUCAUUUUACCCUUCUUGUUAACCUUUAGUUUUUCUGUGUUUUUUUGUGUCCGUGUUUCUAUUUUAUAUCAUCCUUC